Candida tropicalis MYA-3404 is the source of this 1293-nucleotide messenger RNA. RefSeq lists its product as uncharacterized. Gene Ontology annotation, cellular component: vacuolar membrane; endosome. Gene Ontology annotation, biological process: transmembrane transport; intracellular iron ion homeostasis. The transcript has a single exon. Gene Ontology annotation, molecular function: siderophore-iron transmembrane transporter activity. NCBI's taxonomy places the organism in Eukaryota, Fungi, Ascomycota, Pichiomycetes, Serinales, Debaryomycetaceae. Bases 1 to 1293 code for a protein of 430 amino acids. The record is from RefSeq and is a predicted model, not a curated record.
AUGGCAAUGGGGGAUUGGAAUGUAUGCUUUUGUUUUUCCAUUAAGUUGUAUUCCAUUACUUGGAUGUUUAGCUCAUAUGAUAUAUCGUGCAAGAACAACGAAGAAUGGAAGCAAUUAAAUCAUGAAUUUGUUCAACUGUUUAAUAAACAAAAUUUCAAGAAAUCAUUUAUUAAUUUAUUCUGGGAAAUUGAUUUUGUUGGUAUGAUAUUAUUCAUGGUUUCUUUAAGUUGUAUUUUAGUUCCUUUCACUAUUGCUGGUGGUGUUAGAACUCAGUGGCAAAGAGCUGCUAUUAUUGUUCCGUUAGUUAUUGGAUUUGUAUUAAUUCCUAUUGCAAUUGUCUGGGAAGCUAAAUUUGCCAAAGCUCCUAUCAUGCCAUUACAAUUGAUGAAAGAUAGAGGAGUAUGGGCUGCUAUCUGUAUUGCCAUGUUAGUUUAUUGGAUUAGAGAUAUGCCAGGUGAAGCACUUUACACAGUAUUAGUUGUUGGGUUGAAUUCUUCAACCAAAGCUGCUACAAGAAUUACUAGAUUAUUUGUCUUUGUUGGUACAUCAGUUGGUCUAGUCUUGGGAUUGAUUGUUACUAGAAUUAGAAGAGUGAAACCAUUUAUUGUUUUUGGAUCCCUUACAUGGUUUGGUGCUAUGGGUAUUCUUCUUCACUAUCGUGGUUCACUUGAUGGAAUCAAUCACAAAAGUGCUACAGAUGGUAUCAUUGGUGGUCUUUGUCUCAUGGGUUUUGGUGCUGGUUUAAUUAAUUUUACUACUAGAGUGGCCAUUUCAACGGUUACUAAUCACGAAUACAUGGCAGUUAUGAUUUCAUUUUAUUUAGCUAGUUAUUCAAUUGGAUCUGCUAUUGGAUCAGCAGUAGUUGGUGCCAUAUGGACCCAGAGAAUGUAUGAUACUAUUUUGAGAAGGAUGAAUGAUUUGGGUCUUCCAAAUGCACAAGAAUUGGCUCAAGAUGUAUAUGAAAGUCCAUUUGAUUUCAUUAAGGAACACACAUGGGGAACUCCAACAAGAAUUGCUGUUGUUUUGGCAUAUAGUGAGAUCCAAAGGAUUCUUUGCAUAGUAGGAUUGGCUCUUUGUGCUCCAAUGUUGUUUGUCACUUUAUGUUUAAGAGAUCAUAAAUUAGAAUCUGUUCAAUCUUUAGAAGAAGGUGAAAGAUAUGCUGGUAAUGGCAAACAAGUAGAUGUUGUUGUUAACAGAUAUGAUGAUGAUAUUAUCUUGAAUUACCUUAAAAAGUUAGUAGGUAUUAAAAAGAAGGAAAAGAAACCAACUGAAUCUAAUGGUGAACCAUACUAA